Molecule: messenger RNA, 1354 nt
Organism: Dimorphilus gyrociliatus
Lineage: Eukaryota; Metazoa; Annelida; Polychaeta; Dinophilidae
Source: the annotation of a GenBank genome assembly
AAUGUAAAGUAGUUGAAUAUUGGGGUAUGUUGCUGGACAAGUGAAAGGAUGAGAUUGAUAAUUCAGGAUAUACUCAUAAUUCUGCUGGUUAUUGUUUGUACUAUAACUGUACUGUUAGAUUUUACUGAGAAGCCUGAUGCGUCUUCUGUAGUAUUUCGAGUAUCGUCAGAUAAUAAAAUAGCCAAUUCGGAUGACUUUGAAUUAGAUUCAGAGGUUUCGUACAAUGUUAAAACUGGUCCUCUAAUGGAUGUUGACGAAGAAGUAGAUGAGAUGAUAGUUGGCGGAGAUGAAAUUGUAUACGAGCCAAUAAAUCGAAUAACAACAAAACUAUUGCAAUGUGAAGGACCAGGGGGAUUAGGUAAUAAAAUAAGAUCAAUAUCUUCUUGUUAUAUGCUCGCCGAAAUUCUCGACAGGCAACUAGUAGUCAUUGAUAAUUGGCCAACAAGAUGCCCAAUGUCCAAUCACUUUGAACCAUCCCAUUUACACCUUCAAAGGGAUAGAUUUUGCAACAAAUAUAAUUCAUAUGUAUUAAAAGUACCAUUUAAUUAUCAUAAAAUUAUUAAUAGCCAAUCAAUAAUGGAAUUAAGAAAAAGAAAUGAAUCUUGUAUCCUAAUAAAAUCAAGUACAUCGUUUAUGUAUCAAAAUUUUGAUGAGCCUGUUGUACAACUACUAAAAGAGAAGAAUUUAACAUCGAAGAGUUUACGUUCAACAUUCAGAAAUGUAUUUAAAAAGCUUUUUAAGCCGAAAAUAAAUUUACAACAGAUUGUUGACAACAACUUGAAUCAAAUGAGAGAUGUUGAUGCCGAAGAUGAUCCUAAAAAGUUAAUAUGCUUUGAAGUUAAAUCUGGAUGGGAUGAGGCGGGUGUUGGUAAAUGGACUGAAAACUGUUAUCAAAAUUUGAUACAAACUAUUAACGAAAAUAUAAGAAAUUUUACAGAUAGUAAAGUCUUCUUGAGUACAGAUAGCAAUUUAAUGGGAUCUCUUAUUAAAUUGACCUUUGGUGAUAAUAUUCACGUUGCUGAGGAAAAAUUAAUGGAAUUUUCAACGGAUAAACUAACAGGUACACCUUGCACACUUUAUAAUAAAAUCUACACCGAUUUCCUUAUUUUAACAUUAUGCGAUAAAUCAUAUACAAGUCAUUUUUCAUCAUUUGGCUUGUUAUCUGCACGUCUUAAUCAAUUGUUAACAAUGAAUGUUAUGAAAUGUGAAGAAAAUCGAUUCUCAAUUAUAGAAAAAGAUUUUUAAUUCUAUUUUUCAUAUUAUAAUAUGUUAAUUUAUUACUUCAAAUCCUUCUCAUUUUCUACCUACUACUAUCCCUACCAAUCUCUUUACACAUAUAUAUAUAUAUAUAUAU